Tribolium madens (black flour beetle) is the source of this 521-nucleotide messenger RNA. Its product is annotated as coiled-coil domain-containing protein 103. The coding region runs from base 19 to 249 and encodes 76 amino acids. Gene Ontology annotation, cellular component: outer dynein arm. Lineage: Eukaryota; Metazoa; Arthropoda; Insecta; Coleoptera; Tenebrionidae. The record is from RefSeq and is a predicted model, not a curated record. Gene Ontology annotation, biological process: epithelial cilium movement involved in extracellular fluid movement; inner dynein arm assembly; determination of left/right symmetry. The transcript has 2 exons.
UCACAAAAGUGACACACAAUGGCUUCGCAUCAAAUUAGCAAUAAAAAAUUGUAUGAAGAGUUAAAAUCGGCAAUCGAUGAAGACAAAAUGUAUUGGUUGAAAAACGAUGCGAAAUUGCGAGCUGUGAAUUCAUCAAAAUCUUAUGACGAAUUCAGAGAUAUUGUAGCAGCCGCUCAUUUGCAGCCUGUUACCAAAAAGGAUAAGGAACGCAAUCAACGCAGUUGGAAAACUUUGACUGAUAGUGAUUAAAACAAAUAAUUUUCGAAAAAUUCUAUUAAACAGAAGUAAUUAGAACAAUGUUUUAAUCUAAAUUAUAUCAAUAAUAACUAUCCCAAAACCACGAUAAAAAUAUUAGAAACAUUUUCUUCCUAUAGUAGAAAUGUAAAAAUAUAGCAAACUUAUUGGGUUGCAAAAUUUCCAAGAAAACCCUAUUUCCUUGGCUGUUGGAUGUGGUUCAUUGGCUUGCUGGGAACAUUAUUUGGAGGCUUUUCCUUGUGAAAACUUUGUACUGCUUCAGCAGG